Molecule: messenger RNA, 1632 nt
Organism: Solanum verrucosum
Lineage: Eukaryota; Viridiplantae; Streptophyta; Magnoliopsida; Solanales; Solanaceae
Product: autophagy-related protein 18a-like
Exons: 4
Coding region: 213-1499 (428 amino acids)
Biological process (GO): nucleophagy; protein localization to phagophore assembly site; protein lipidation
Cellular component (GO): extrinsic component of membrane; cytosol; phagophore assembly site membrane
Molecular function (GO): protein binding; phosphatidylinositol-3,5-bisphosphate binding; phosphatidylinositol-3-phosphate binding
Source: RefSeq, a predicted model, not a curated record
UUUUUUGCAAAUGGUAAUGUUGGUUAUUCAUUGUUUAUUAGUACAGCUAGUUUUACAUCUCUUCUUCUUUGAUGCAGAUUGAUGAGUAUGAAUGUGGUCCUGUACGUUGUCUGAAAGCUUUGUUUUAGUGCCAUGCCCUCAGUUAGAAACAAUAUAUCAUUCUUACUUUGUAAUUAAGCCUGAUACUGAAUUUCAUCUACGUAUCCCUUUCCAUGGAUACUCCUUCACCAUUCUCCCCUCCCUUUCCACUCCCAAAUACUAGCUCAAAGUUUCACUCUCUAAAUCUCCAGUGUUAUUUAGAGCAACCAGAAGCACAACAACAUCGGCUGCAGCCACAACAAGCUGCUGUUGAACAAGUAAAUGAUGAGUCUCUUCAUGGUUCAUCUAUCAAAAACCCCGAAUCAGGUGUUGAUUCUAAUCAUGUCUUUGUCAAUCAUUCAGCAACUGCAUACCAUGUUACUUUCAAUCAAGACUACGGCUGUUUUGCUAUCGGCACUGAUCGCGGUUUUGGAGUAUAUAACUGUGUCCCUUUCGGUGAGUCCUUUUGUCGAAACUUUGAAAAUAUAGGUGGUAUUGGAAUUAUUGAAAUGCUCUUUCGGAGCAAUAUAUUAGCCUUUGUUGGACAUGGAGACCAUCCACAAUAUCCCCGAAACAAGGUCAUGAUCUGGGAUGAUCAGCAAAGCCGUUGCAUCCAUGAGCUCUGUUUCCGGUCGGAGGUGCGCCGCAUCAGGCUUCGGAAGGACUGCCUCGUGGUAGUUCUUGAGCAUAAGAUAUUUGUCUACAAUUUUUCUAAUCUGGAGUUGUUGUUUCAAAUUGAAACAACUACAAACCCAAACGGGCUCUGUGAGGUUUCACAAACUGCUGAUCAACUUGUAUUGGUGUGCCCUGGUCUGCAAAAGGGUCAAGUUUGGGUCAAACAUAAUGCUUCAAAAAGCACAAAAUCUAUUUUAGCACAUGAUUCAGUUCUUGCAUGUUUUGCUCUUACGAGGGAAGGCAACCUGCUAGCAACAGCAAGCACCAAGGGUACACUAAUCCGGAUUUUCAACACGCUAGAAGGUACAUUGUUGCAGGAGGUAAGAAGGGGUUUGGAUAGAGCAGAAAUAUAUAGUUUGUCAUUCUCUCCAACUGCUCAGUGGCUAGCUGUCUCCAGCGACAAAGGCACUGUUCAUGUUUUCAGCCUUAAGGUCAAUCUAGGGAACAGGAGUACUGACAAGUCAAAUUGUUCUUCCAACUUCCGUGUUCCUGUGGCAGCCUCUAGUUCUUUCUCCUUCAUCAGAGGAGCUCUUCCCAAGUAUUUUAGCUCAGAAUGGUCUGUGGCUCAAUUCCGACUGCCUGGUGUUUCUCAAUACAUUGUUACAUUUGGCAACGAAAAUAAUACACUUAUAAUUCUCGGCUGGGACGGAAGCUUUUUCAGAUGCAAGUUUGACCCAGCAUCCGGCAAAGAGAUGACUCAGUUGGAAUAUCACAACUUUCUGGAGCCUGAAGAACCUUGUAAUUGAAAGUAUGGAUGACGUUCGUGACCAAGAAGGAUACUAUGGCUUCCCAAUUAGCUUGCCUUUCUUUGCAAAUAGUAGGUUAAAGGCUUUUUAAGCACAGCAUAUAUAGCUUGACAUAACAUAGCAAGUUAGCAUA